AUGGGAAUAGGGAGGGCGUUUAGGAGAAAACGUACGUCUUCACUUGAUAUUCUCACAUCAAAAAGGAGUCCUAAAGGUUAUUACAAGGGAAAGAAUUGCAAGCCCACUGGUUUCCACACUCGCAAAGGUGGUUACAUUGUGGUACCUGAAAAGUUGCCGAACUAUGUGGUACCAGAUUUGACUGACUUCAAGGUACCUGUGCAUUUUUUAGACAACAAGAACAAGUCCUUUAGUGUUUGGAGACGUAAGGUAAGCUGCAUCAAUUCCUCUUGGAUACUGAGGUCUGUGUUUAAAUUUGACAAUGGGAGUGCAGACCUGAAAGUCUUGGACCAAUCUCCACAGCAUAUUUACACGAUUGUUGUGGAACUGGAUAUUGUUACUUACAACCAAAAGGGUACCUGUUAUCCUAGAGGUAGAGGGUCCUGCGCUAGGAUUAAGAAUGGGAUUGAAAUCUCAGAGGCAAACCCACGCAUGAUCCGACUGAGCCGUUGGGGCAUUGUCGACCUCGAAGUGACCCGGCAUGGAAUGUCCUGCCUCGACCCAAAAGUGACCUAG
Molecule: messenger RNA, 555 nt
Organism: Fraxinus pennsylvanica
Lineage: Eukaryota; Viridiplantae; Streptophyta; Magnoliopsida; Lamiales; Oleaceae
Source: the annotation of a GenBank genome assembly